This is a messenger RNA of Micropterus salmoides (largemouth bass), 1682 nucleotides long. RefSeq names its product meteorin like, glial cell differentiation regulator a (gene metrnla). The transcript is spliced from 4 exons. Gene Ontology annotation, biological process: positive regulation of brown fat cell differentiation; energy homeostasis. NCBI's taxonomy places the organism in Eukaryota, Metazoa, Chordata, Actinopteri, Centrarchiformes, Centrarchidae. The record is from RefSeq and is a predicted model, not a curated record. Gene Ontology annotation, molecular function: hormone activity. Bases 247 to 1095 code for a protein of 282 amino acids.
GCAGAAACGGAGUCGGAGCUGAACUCAGCACACAUUUUACGGAGGGCUGUCGGCACCGGACUCGCUACGGACGAGUUUGAAUAAGCGCCUUUAUUAAUCUGAACCACCCGAGACUCAAAGAGGACACACCGGGGAGCAGCACGGAGCGGACUGGGGGCACAUGGAAACGCUAUGCAGCUGGAAAUACGGCGGCGGAUUUGAUCAUAGUUUCACCCGAGAAGAAGCGAAGUGAGCUGCGAGACAAACAUGCUCGCCCCGAUGCUGGCCUCCCUGCUGCCUCUUCUCCUUCUCUGUCGGCUUUCUUUCUGCCAAUACUCAAGCGACCAGUGCAGCUGGAAGGGCAGCGGCCUGACUCAUGAAGGCCACGCUAGGGACGUGGAGCAGGUGUACUUACGUUGCUCCCAAGGCUCUCUGGAGUGGCUCUAUCCCACGGGGGCCAUAAUUGUCAACCUCCGACCCAACACGGUCUCCCCCGCAGCCGCCCGCCUCUCUGUCUGUAUCAGACCGUCCGCGGACUCCAGUGGCACCAACUUCUACCUGGACCGUAAUGGCAAGCUGCGGUUACUGUUGCGUGAACAGGACCAAGCUCAGAGGAAGGUGCAGUGCUUCAGUAUCCAGGAGGGGGCGCUCUUCAUUGAGGCCAUCCCGCAUAUGGACAUCAGCCGCCGGCUCACAGCGUUCCAGUAUGAGCUGGUCAGCAACAGGCUGGGACCACUGGGUGCACCCUGUCAGCCCUGCAGCGAUGCAGAGAUGCUUCUAGCAGUCUGCACCAAUGACUUUGUGGCACGGGGCAGCAUUAAGAAGGUGGAGCAGGAGGAGGAGCACUCGUCUGUCACUGUGGAGAUCAGCCGCCUCUACAGACAGAAGACCCAGGUCUUUGUAUCUGGAGGUGUGAGGGUACGCCACUGGACUGGCCACAUCAAGAUGCCCCUUAAGUGUGGGGUGAGGUCUGGUGAGGGUGAGUUCCUCUUUACAGGGACGGUGAGGUUUGGGGAGGCCUGGAUGGGAUGUGCUCCACGUUACAAAGACUUCCUGCGGUUGUAUCAUGAGGCGCAGCAGCAGGGGACCAACCCCUGUCACGUGGACACUGACUGAGUGUGUUUCCUGCCCGCACUUGGAAGUAAGACAAGUCCUCACUGGUUGGGGAGGAGAGGUGAACCAAGUGUUCAAGCUAAGGGUGAGAAAGAAACUGACGGACUGUCCCUGUAGCAGAGCCUCCCUCCUCUCCUGCUGUCUUGUGACUCUCUGGAGAUGAAUCAUUGAGCUCCUGAAUGUAGCCAAGCAGCAUGCUGGAUGGACUCAAAGUUGAGCGUGAUGCAUCGUGGAAUGUGUUCAGACUGCCUUUCUUGCAGACAAGGAACUCGCAGGUUUUAAAUGUAGCAAACCCCAUUUGGUUUUUGAUGUGUAUAAAAUGUGAAUGACUAUUGUAUAUUUUGAAGCUCUGCUUUGUAAAAAGCUUGAUGUACAGUUCUGAAGUUAUUUCUUAUGACAGAAAUGUAAAAAGUGAAAGCCUCUUAUUUUUAUUUUAUAUAAAAAAAUGAUUUGCAAUUUAAUGCCUGAAUUCAUGUUUUUGUUUUUCUGGCCUGACAGUUAGAAAAUAAAAUAAAAAAUAAACGAAAAUGAACCAAAAAAAGCUACAUUUGUUUUGUGCCCUUGAGAAUAAAAGCUUUUAUUCCCUGGAA